ACUAGAACAAUACAACUGCACAGUUAUCCACUACUCCCAUCCUACGCCACAUUCAUCCCAAGUUUACAUCAAACAUGAAGCGGCUGCGAGAACAAACCGUACGCGAUGCGAUUAUCCAACUUCGGCAAGGAAAAUCUGUCCGCGAGGUCUCAAGAUCCUUGCAUAUCUCUACUUUCUCCGUUUCCAAGAUUCGUCAAAGGGACAAGGAGAACGUUCCAUCCCCUAAAAUAGGGCGUCCUUCGAAGGUUUCGAAGAAGACCAAGACCUUACUUGCUCGUCAUUUCGUCACAGGAAAAGCCGUAACCCUCCGCGACGGCCAGCGACUUAUCCAAUCGGUGCAAGGAGUGCAGGUUCAUGUAGACAGUGUCCGGAACUACCUUAAACAGGAGGGCUUAAAAGCAUACGUCCAGCCUAGGAAGCGUGAUCUGACACCGGAUCAAAUCAGAGCACGCUACGAAUUUGCUAAGGCGCACUUGAAAUGGACCGUGGACGACUGGAAGAAUGUGAUGUUCUCGGAUGAAACUAUA
Molecule: messenger RNA, 527 nt
Organism: Gamsiella multidivaricata
Lineage: Eukaryota; Fungi; Mortierellomycota; Mortierellomycetes; Mortierellales; Mortierellaceae
Exons: 2
Source: RefSeq, a predicted model, not a curated record